This is a messenger RNA of Mugil cephalus (flathead mullet), 3264 nucleotides long. It is a transcript of the gene c17h14orf180, whose product is annotated as chromosome 17 C14orf180 homolog. NCBI's taxonomy places the organism in Eukaryota, Metazoa, Chordata, Actinopteri, Mugiliformes, Mugilidae. Gene Ontology annotation, molecular function: connexin binding. Gene Ontology annotation, cellular component: transport vesicle; trans-Golgi network; plasma membrane. Bases 373 to 1434 code for a protein of 353 amino acids. The transcript is spliced from 10 exons. Gene Ontology annotation, biological process: positive regulation of Golgi to plasma membrane protein transport. The record is from RefSeq and is a predicted model, not a curated record.
ACAGCCACUUCUCUCCGACUUCCUCUGUCCUCCUUUCCUGGUGCAGCCUGGGAGGAGGGAGGGGAAUGGAUCUUUUCUGUGUGAGUCGCCGGUGCUCCCUCAGCCUGCUCCUUAUCACCUGCCCUUGACACACUGUUAACAGACGAGACCGAGAGGAUUGAGCUGCUCCGCUCACACCUCCCUUGCCAACACGCCGCCUGUGUUUACAUGAGCAGCUGCAUUUAGUUGUAUUUCACUCCGGCUGUUUCUUUUUUUUUCUUUUUUGUUUUUUUCCUGUGUGGCUCUUCAGCGGAGUGGUGAACAGAGGAACAUCUGUCCCCGGACGGCGGAAGCUCUGAUGGGAGGCAGCGCUGACUCUGGCUGGGACUGGGGAUGCUGAACGGAGGGAGGGAGGGCCUGUUUGAGCUGGGACAGCAGCUCCAGCAGCAGGGGGAGUACCAGGCCGCCCUCCACUGCUUCCUCAGCUGCCUGUUGGGACUGACCCAUGUGCAGAGCUUCACUUCUCUGCCCAACUGCUUGCACCAGAUUGCAGAACUCUUCAUCACUGAAAAGAAUUAUGGAAAGGCCCUGCAGUUCAUCCAGGCUGAAAAAAUGUUCUAUGAGGUGGCAUUGAUUGAGCUCACCGCCCUCCAGGGCAACGCAGGGCCUCAGGAGGAGGCUACCCUGGGAUCUGCAGGAUGGACAACCCCAGAGGAACUUUCGGAACAGGCCUCCCAGGCCCAGCACCUGGAACGGUUGGCUCAGCUCUGCAUCAUGAGCAAACAACCUCAUCUUGCCCUAGAAUACAGCGGUAAGGCUACAAAAAUUCACCAGAGGGCCUUUGGCAAUGACCAUCCCAUCACAGCCAGAAGCCUGGAGCUCAUGGCGACCGUCUAUGCUGAGAUCGGCAAGACUGAAUAUUCAGAUUCUCUGGGCCAGUGUGUUUCUGCGCUGUCCAAACGCUUCGCUGCUGCAGAGUCCCUCAGAGACACGGUCAACUGUCUUCCUCAUUCCCACCGGGAGAAACACUCAGAAGUACGCCACAGAAAGGACACCCACCACCAACAGGAGGACUCGCUGAAGCCUAAGGUAACAAAUGGCAAAGUUCCCACGUCCAUAUUGAAGCGGCCAAGUCCCAACUAUGGGCCAGACACAGAACCCAACCACAGACGGAAAGGCGAGCGGAGGGUUCGAUUCAGGGAGCCAGAGACCACAGUACAUGACAUUCCUUACUCUGACUGUUUAGGUGCCUAUGAGACGACGCCGUCCCGACCACACCUCGCCCUGUUCACAUGCCUCUUCCUGCUGAUGUCAUUCCUGGGCGUGGCCAUGUACUGCACGGACCGCCGGCGCCCACAGCGUGUGUGCGAGGAGCUUGAGGCCUCUUUGGCCGUCUACCUGCUGCACAUGAAACAGCUCCUCUGGGGCUGCUGGAUAUGGCUGACCAUGCAGUGACUGUGCCCGGCCACAGGUGGAGACAUGGAGCCUCUUCUUCAUAUUUUUUAUUUAUUUCUUUUCCAGACCCCUCUUUUUUUUUUUUUUCCUAUCUCUGAAGGUGCACAGGCCCACGAACACCUCAGCUGUCUGACAAGGCUCUGUGCACUGUCCGUGGCGUGGCGCCACUCCCGCAGCGAAGAAGGGAAACACGUGUAAUCCCAGAAAUAUGUAGCUUCCAUGUCUGUAUGUAUAUAUGUAGUAAGGUGGUCGACAUGCCACUGCAUAUAUUUAAGUUGUGAUGGCAUCUUGUUCGUCGCGGUGUUGAUGCUCACAUAUAACGCUCACAUAAUCUCCACGUCCAUGUGACUUUUCAGUUCACGUCACAGUAUACCGUCCGUGAGUUUCCAUGGAAUGCAAAUAUUUAUUUUGUUACAGUACAUGAUUUGUGUGUAUCCGAUAUUACACAGAAAUGAAUGUGUAUAUAUGGCUCAAUAUACUAAGGACUAUCACAGUAUUUAGCCUUGUAACUGCACAUAAAUGAAUGUAGCGAUGUCUGAAAAAGAAAAAAGAAAAAAAAAGAGGCUUCGAUUGGCACGGCGUACACGUGACAGGAGCCGGAUAGAAGUGUCAUGUGUGAACUGUUUGAUGAUGAUCUGUCAGAAAGAAAACACAGGGCUGCAUCACUUCACAGGCUGAAUGACUUAAGAGGCGACAACCGCCUCGUUCCUACCAGACUGUCAGGUCAUCCGCAUUGGACGGCCGCCAGCCUGAUUUCCUAGUUCCACUGAGAACAUCUGCAGCACAAUAUUAUCUAUGAUCAGACAAUAUACUCAAACUGAAUGAAUGCAAAAUGCUUUUGACAGUUUCUCUUUAUAACCGCUCGAUUCCCACAAAAGACUUCUAUAUUGUAUAUCUGCAUCUUCGCAAGUGUCUGACUUUCAGUUGAAUUUUUUAUCUUUUUGUUACCUGUAGUAUUUCUAUUCAAAAACGAUAUCCAGGUUUUAAUUGUGAUGUCAGAUUCCCCCAUCGGUUUUUUCGGAGGAGCGCCGCGGCUGGGCGCGGGCUCCGGCACACAUCCGCUCCGGCAAAAAACAUCACUUUCAUCGCUGUUUUUCGAGGCCAAACACAGAGACGUAACAGAGCCAGAUUGCGUAUAUGACUGUGCGAGUCGCUUUAUCAAAGGAAGCAAUUAGAUUUCAGACAGCCAAAUCACCGCACAAAUGGAUCACAGGUAUCAAAGGGCACAGUGAUGCACAUCCCACAUACCUCUCAUUAUGAGCAAUAACACACAUCACAUGGCUUCCAUUAAAACACUGCUCUUUAUAUAACAGGUUUCAGGGAAUUCAAGAUGAAAAGGAUUUGGAGGAGCUCACAUUUGAAUGUCAAAGCAAUAGAGGGCUAGUAACGCCUGUAUGGAAGAAAGAAAGAAAUACAAAAUACUCCGUACUGUCAAACUAAAUUGUCAUUAGCAAUAAAAACAAUACCCAGUGAACUCAUGUCCUGUAUAUGCACAUUUAGCUUAAAGCUGCAUUUCACUGCUGUCCAGAACAUUUAUGGUCACUUUGAAAGAAGUGCCUUUUAUGGAGGGUUUUCUUAGUUCCUACCGUUUUAUGAUUUCAAUUGUUUUGAAUAAAACUGUCAUUGCCUAUCAAAGUCAAACAAAGCGACGUGCUUUCUUCAUGAAAAUGAGCCAAAGUGGAAUGUGAAGGAACAGGGGGAGAGAGAUGCAUGCAGGUACAUUUGUGUGUCCACUCGAUGCUAUGAUACGCUAAUUAGUUUGAAGCCUGAGUUACUACUGUAUAUGGCACAAAAUAUAAUCUGUCUUUUUUUUUUAUAUAUAUAAUUUUU